UGCGGUCUGACAGUUGCACGGCACUUCCGGACCACAGCGGCCGCAGGCACACUGUCCCGGCAGGCCAGGGUGGCAGCUGCCCGGAGUCUGUCCCCAAGGCCCACCCCCUGCCCCUGGUCACUCCAGUUCUGCAGAGGUACAGGGUCCUUCCCCCUGCCCUGAAAAGUUGAUGGGUGACAUUCCUACCUGCCCCAUGAGGACAGGAGUCCAGAGAGGGCGACAAACCCUCCCAGAGAGAGCCACACGGCAGGUCAAGGCCAGGCAAGAAGACCAAGACCGCCCCUCUUGCCUGGGUCCCUGCACCCCCACCAACGCCAUGGAGCCCUCCUGACUCCCGCAUGGGCCCGCCCGCGCACGCCCCCUGGAGUCCUCCUCCCGCCCACGCACGCCCCCAACUCUGACCUUCAGCAUGAGCAGCCCCCCGCCGCCCACAGAGACCCCCGCACCUGACGCCCCCACCUGGCCGACUCAGCCUACCUACGGCAACCUCGGUGAGGGCCGCGCCCACCUGCUGCCCUCCAAGGCCUGCCGGCCCCCCCGGAAAUCUGGGCCCCCCUCGGCUGACCCGCAGCCCCUGCCCCCACCCCUGCCCAAGAAGACCCUGUCCAGGACCCAGUCUCUGCCCAGCCACAGGGCCCCCAGCCGCAGCCCUGCUCCGGAAAGGCAGCCCCGGAGGCCCUUUCUGGGGUCCCACAGUGUGGACGAGCGCCAGGCGGAUGACGGCCAAGCUCGGCCAGCCUGUCCCCUUGCAGAGCCGCCCUUCAGCUCCCUUGACACCUCACUGGGUCUCUCCUGGCACGACCUGAAUUGCCCCGAGGCCACGCGCGCCGUCCUGGAGGCCCGGCAGCUGGAGGGUCUCCGCACUGUGCACUCCCGGCUCGAGGCCCGGCUCCUGGGGGGCCACCCGGGCCCCUGCCACCCCGGCCACGACUUCCGCCUCCUGGACAGCUCGCCCUACGUGGAGAGUGGGGACGCCCUCUACUACCGCAUGGUGCGGGUGGGCGACGAGUCGUGGCACCUCCUGGCGGCCAAGGUGUCCAAGUCGGGAGCGGAGGAGCCUCGCCCGUGGGGCCUGGAGCUGCAGGCCUCACUGCCCCCACACUUCAACCUCCAGGGGCUGUGCGGCCUGGUGCCCGAGGGCGCACUGCCCGGGGUGCCCUGGACGGGCCCCGUGGUGCUGGCGGCCGAGGUGCCGGAGCGCACGCUGACCCAGUGGCUGGCAGAGGUGGGCACGCGGCGGCGGCCGGCGGAGUUGGCCUGGGCGGCGGCCCUGCUCCUGCUGCAGCUGAGCGCGGCCCUGGAGCAGCUGGAGGCGCGCGGCGCGGCCCUGGCGGAGCUGCGGCCGGAGAACCUGCUGCUGGCGGCGCCCCGGGGCUGU
Molecule: messenger RNA, 1378 nt
Organism: Herpailurus yagouaroundi (jaguarundi)
Lineage: Eukaryota; Metazoa; Chordata; Mammalia; Carnivora; Felidae
Gene: PEAK3
Product: PEAK family member 3
Exons: 4
Biological process (GO): protein phosphorylation
Cellular component (GO): focal adhesion; actin cytoskeleton
Molecular function (GO): protein kinase activity
Source: RefSeq, a predicted model, not a curated record